Messenger RNA from Psammomys obesus (fat sand rat), 2660 nucleotides. It is a transcript of the gene Ddx50, whose product is annotated as DExD-box helicase 50. The coding region runs from base 227 to 2434 and encodes 735 amino acids. The transcript is spliced from 15 exons. The record is from RefSeq and is a predicted model, not a curated record. Gene Ontology annotation, molecular function: ATP binding; RNA binding; RNA helicase activity. NCBI's taxonomy places the organism in Eukaryota, Metazoa, Chordata, Mammalia, Rodentia, Muridae.
CCGUAGGAGCGUCUCGCGUUUUCAUUGGCUGAGGGAGGGCCGAGGCUCUUCGGAAGAGUUUCCUCGGGGAGAAGUCGGGAGGCUUUGCUCCCGCCGUGCGGUGCGUGGCCAGGAAGUGACGCAUGGCCUUGGCCCGCGGCCGCCCUGCCCCCGCUUCCUUUCACGCUGUCGGUGCCCGUAGGUGGUCGUGGCCACCGCACCCGGCGGGAGGUGGCGGCGGCCAGUAAUGCCCGGGAAACUCCUCUGGGGAGACAUCAUGGAGCUCGAGGCACCCUUGGAAGAGUCCGAGAGCCAGAGGAAGGAGAGGCAAAAGAGUGAUAGAAGGAAGUCAAGGCACCAUUCUGAAUCCGAUGAGAAAACAGAAACAAGAGAAAAUGGUGCUACAGAUGACCUGGAUGCUCCCAAGCCCAAAAAAGCUAAAAUGAGAGAGAAGCUAAACGGAGACACCGAAGAAGAACUUAGUAGAUUUUCAGAUGAAUUCUCUCCAUCUCAUAAGUCAAGAAGAAAAGACCUGCCAAACGGGGAUGUUGAUGAGUAUGAAAGAAGGUCAAAGCGAGUGUCAUCCCUAGAAAAUUCUCAUAAAUCAAGUGAUACAGUAGAGGAGACUCUAACACGUGAACAGAAGGAAGGAGCCUUCUCUAAUUUCUCUAUUUCUGAGGAGACCAUAAAGCUUCUGAAAGGUCGAGGGGUAACAUAUCUCUUUCCUAUUCAAGUUAAAACCUUUGGUCCUGUAUAUGAAGGAAAAGAUUUAAUUGCUCAAGCCCGGACAGGAACAGGAAAGACAUUCUCUUUUGCCAUACCCUUGAUUGAAAGGCUCCAAAGAAAUCAAGAAACAAUUAAAAAAAGCCGCUCACCAAAGGUACUCGUUUUGGCACCAACAAGGGAACUGGCAAAUCAAGUAGCCAAAGAUUUCAAAGAUAUAACUAGAAAACUCAGUGUGGCAUGUUUUUAUGGUGGAACAUCAUAUCAAAGCCAGAUCAAUCAAAUUCGGAAUGGUAUUGACAUCCUUGUUGGAACUCCAGGGCGGAUCAAAGACCAUCUGCAAAGUGGCCGGUUGGAUCUUUCGAAGCUGCGCCAUGUUGUGCUUGAUGAAGUAGAUCAAAUGUUAGAUUUAGGUUUUGCUGAACAAGUUGAAGAUAUUAUUCAUGAAUCCUACAAAACUGAUUCAGAAGACAAUCCUCAGACCUUACUUUUUUCUGCAACUUGCCCACAGUGGGUAUACAAAGUUGCAAAAAAAUACAUGAAAUCCAGAUAUGAACAGGUUGACCUUGUUGGAAAAAUGACUCAAAAAGCUGCAACCACUGUGGAACAUUUGGCUAUCCAGUGCCAUUGGUCUCAGAGACCAGCAGUUAUUGGAGAUGUCCUCCAGGUCUACAGUGGAUCUGAAGGGAGGGCUAUUAUCUUCUGUGAGACCAAGAAGAAUGUUACUGAAAUGGCCAUGAAUCCACACAUAAAGCAGAAUGCCCAGUGUUUACAUGGGGACAUUGCACAGUCACAAAGAGAAAUUACCUUGAAAGGCUUCAGAGAAGGGAGUUUUAAAGUUUUGGUGGCAACCAAUGUGGCUGCUCGAGGCUUGGACAUUCCUGAAGUUGACCUGGUGAUUCAGAGUUCUCCUCCACAGGAUGUUGAAUCUUACAUCCAUCGCUCUGGACGCACAGGUAGAGCUGGCCGGACAGGAAUUUGUGUCUGUUUUUACCAACCAAGAGAAAGAGGCCAGCUGAGAUAUGUGGAGCAGAAAGCUGGAAUUACUUUUAAACGUGUAGGUGUACCUUCUACAAUGGAUUUAGUUAAAUCUAAAAGCAUGGAUGCCAUCAGGUCUCUGGCUUCUGUCUCUUACGCUGCUGUUGAUUUUUUCCGACCAUCAGCUCAAAGACUGAUAGAAGAGAAAGGGGCAGUGGAUGCAUUGGCUGCAGCGUUAGCUCACAUUUCUGGUGCAUCAAGCUUUGAACCACGAUCUCUGAUCACUUCUGAUAAGGGGUUUGUGACCAUGACUCUGGAAAGCCCAGAAGAAAUACAGAAUGUCAGCUGUGCCUGGAAAGAACUUCACAGAAAGCUGAGUAGCAAUGCUGUGUCUCAAGUAACCAGAAUGUGCCUCCUAAAAGGAAAUAUGGGUGUUUGCUUUGAUGUUCCUACAAGUGAGUCAGAAAGAUUACAGGCAGAGUGGCAUGAUUCAGAUUGGAUACUCUCAGUGCCAGCCAAAUUACCUGAAAUUGAGGAAUAUUAUGAUGGGAAUACAUCUUCUAAUCCCAGACAGAGGAGCGGCUGGUCAGGUGGCAGGUCAGGCCGUUCAGGCCGGUCUGGUGGUCGAUCUGGUGGCCGAUCAGGUAGACAAAGUCGACAGGGGAGUCGGUCUGGAAGUCGGCAAGAUGGAAGAAGACGAAGUGGGAACAGAAAUCGAUCAAGAAGUGGGGGCCAUAAACGGAAUUUUGACUGAGUGUUUGAUAGUUAAUCUUCCAGUGUGAGCUUGCCUCUUUCUGUCUAAUCAUGUAUAUUAUUCACCAAAAAUUAGAUCAUCAUAGUUGAGGUAUUUGUCUGUAAUUUGCAAAGAAGUUGGUCGUAUUUUUUUAAAAAGUAUUUCACAAGAAUGGUUGUAAACAAACAAAUUACUUAUCUGGCUAUACCUUUGAAUUAAAAAAAAAGCCCCUUUUAUUGUCUGUUUC